Messenger RNA from Bathycoccus prasinos, 258 nucleotides. Its product is annotated as polyprotein. Bases 1 to 258 code for a protein of 85 amino acids. The transcript has a single exon. The record is from RefSeq and is a predicted model, not a curated record. NCBI's taxonomy places the organism in Eukaryota, Viridiplantae, Chlorophyta, Mamiellophyceae, Mamiellales, Bathycoccaceae.
AUGCAUGAAGUCAAUUUAUCUGAUUAUUCAGAAAUCAGAAAGCUCAAAAUAGUAUCACUUAGAAUGUUAGUCACUGUAAAACAGGACAAUACUUCAAAAGCGCGUCUAGUCGCUCGUGGAUUUUUACAGCGAGAAGGAAUAAAUUAUUUCCAAACAUAUUCACCUGUUAUAAAGUUACAAUCAUCAAGAUUAUUAUUACAACUUGCAGCAAUUACUUGCAAGAAAAUUUGGCGUUUCAAAAAAAGGAUAAAAAAAUGA